AUGUUUUGCCAUGGCUUUCGUCGCAUUUCUGCUGCCCUGAGCCACCCGGGUUUCGGAGCUGGGGCCAGAGCCUUUGUGUUUCACGGUCGCAUCGUGGUGGAGGUCCUUUGUUUGUCGACACACGUCUUGGCGAGAAGGAGGAACUUCACUGCUUGCGAGUCCGGCAUCCGCCGAGACAGAGGUGUUGAUGAUGCAUUGGCGAUUCUGUUGGCAUCGGGAUCGCCAGAGCUGAAGCUGGAAGGUUCCAAUGCCAAGAUGCUUCUUCGCUUGGUGGGCUUAGCGGAGACCCCGGUUGCUUUGGGUGCACAGCCCGAUCUGCACGACGGUGAAGCAGGUGCCAUGGUCAGUCGUGAAGGUAUGAAGAAAGCCCUGGUGCAUGGAGAAGACCACAUGGGCAAUGUCAGUGCCAAAUAUGGCAAAGAUGCUUCAGAUCGAACAGGAUUUCACGAGCUCGCUGCACCGGAGUUCAUCUACGAAAUGUGCAAGUGCAGCUUGAACUGCAGUCCGCGGGAGAUAACGUUGGUCUGCAUCGGCCCUCUCCACAACCUGGCUGCAGCCCUGGACUUGCAUCCAGACCUGCCACAACUUCUCCGUGAGGUUGUGAUCAUGGGCGGUGCUUUUGGCGAGCGCCGUGGCAACCGGACGCCGUCUGCCGAAGCCAACUUCUUCGACGGUCCAGAAGCUGCCCAGGCAGUGCUGACCGCUGGCUUUGAGAGGCUGGUGUUAGCAGGCUUGGACAUCACGCACCAGACAGACAUGCUGGUUUUGCGGAAGGAAUGUUUGGAAUCUGGAUCUGCCUUGUCCCAGUUUGUUUGGGAACUGUGCGAGAACUUCAUCAACGUCUAUCACGCUGCCCUGCCAGUCCGUUCUGCAAUCAUUGCAGUGAUGAUGGCUAGUGUGAGACUCAUCCUUACCGGCAUGGUAGGCAUGACGGGCUUCACUGCAGCGGCCAUUUAG
Molecule: messenger RNA, 957 nt
Organism: Symbiodinium necroappetens
Lineage: Eukaryota; Dinophyceae; Suessiales; Symbiodiniaceae
Source: the annotation of a GenBank genome assembly